This is a messenger RNA of Amaranthus tricolor (Joseph's coat), 1878 nucleotides long. RefSeq names its product probable N-acetyl-gamma-glutamyl-phosphate reductase, chloroplastic. The record is from RefSeq and is a predicted model, not a curated record. Lineage: Eukaryota; Viridiplantae; Streptophyta; Magnoliopsida; Caryophyllales; Amaranthaceae. Gene Ontology annotation, biological process: L-arginine biosynthetic process. The transcript has 15 exons. The coding region runs from base 265 to 1455 and encodes 396 amino acids. Gene Ontology annotation, molecular function: NADP+ binding; NAD binding; protein dimerization activity.
CGCCAUUUGACCAUUAGUACUACUGUCACUUGAGCCCUUAAGUUAACCCUCAAGUUGUACUGAGUACCAAGUACGAAGUACUAACCCCAACAGUCUACAGUCUACAGUCUACAGUCUAAAUCACAAUUUGCCCCUCUCAUUCAUCGCCACUCUUUAGUGCUCUUUUCUACUCUCCGCCUGAAAACGACCAAAAUCCGUCGUUCAUCCGCGUUACUUAUUAUCGCCGCCCAUUGUCCAGCUUCCUAAUUCAACAAGAAAGUAAUAAUGAGCUCUACGGUCUUUGGUUCAUCUUAUGUAACUCAGUCUUCAUUUUUCAAGAACAAAGAAAAGGGAAGAAAUGCGAAACGAUUUUAUGUUCGAAGUUCCGUGACUUCAGUCCCAAAGAACUUACAAACUUCUGAUAAGAAGAAUUUGCAGAAAAGCAUUCGCAUUGGUGUUCUUGGUGCCAGUGGUUACACUGGCUCAGAGAUUGUUCGAUUGCUUGCCAAUCAUCCACACUUUGGUAUCACUGUGAUGACUGCUGAUAGAAAGGCUGGUCAAUCACUUGCUUCUGUAUUUCCACAUCUGGUCACCCAAGAUUUGCCAGAUUUGGUUGCUGUAAAUGAUGCAGACUUUUCAAAUGUUGAUGCUGUAUUUUGUUGUUUGCCCCAUGGAACAACUCAGGAUAUAAUUAAAGCACUUCCUCGUGGACUAAAAAUUGUUGAUCUCUCCGCCGACUUUCGACUGCGAGAUAUUGCCGAGUACGAGGAAUGGUAUAAUCAACCUCAUAGAGCACCAGAUCUUCAGAAAGAAGCUGUGUAUGGUUUAACAGAGAUAUUACGGCAAGAAAUUCAGAAUGCUCGUCUAGUAGCAAACCCUGGUUGUUAUCCAACAUCAAUUCAGCUCCCUCUUGUUCCCUUGUUAAAGGCAAAUCUUAUAAAGAGCAGUAACAUAAUUAUUGACUCAAAAUCUGGUGUGAGUGGGGCAGGACGUAGUGCAAAGGAGGCUAAUUUAUAUACAGAAGUAGCUGAAGGAAUUCAUGCAUAUGGUAUCACAAGACAUCGUCAUGUUCCUGAAAUUGAACAAGGGCUGUCAGAUGUAGCGGGUUCAAAAGUAACUGUCAGCUUCACUCCUCACUUGAUGCCAAUGAGUCGGGGUAUGCAAUCAACAAUAUAUGUUGAGAUGGCUUCAGGAGUGACUGUUGAUGAUUUGUAUGAUCAAUUGAAGUUGUUCUGUGAGACGGAAGAAUUUGUUUAUUUGUUGGAGAAAGGCGUUGUUCCGCACACCAGAAAUGUCCGUGGGUCAAACUACUGCUUUAUGAACGUCUUUCCUGAUAGAAUUUCCGGGAGAGCAAUCAUAAUAUCAGUUAUUGAUAAUCUUGUGAAGGGAGCAUCAGGUCAAGCUGUUCAAAAUCUUAACUUAAUGUUGGGAUACCCUGAAAAUACAGGACUACUCUAUCAGCCUCUCUUUCCUUAGGGUACACUGUCAACCGGCCGUGGACUGUCAUCGUUUAUUUUGCUACUGGCCAAUUUAGUCGGUUCAGGUGAUAGUCUUCAUACUCUUCACCACCCUAAAAUCCCCCCACCCAAUAAGUUAUAUUCGUUCCUGUUAAAUGUAGCUUUAGAUUUUGCGGGUGAAGUCCAAGGCGAGGUUGUUUUUCAUAUCUUUUUGGUUGUGUAAUUGGACCAUGCGCAAAGAACUGUGUUAUGCUGCGUGGAACCGCUGGUUGUGUAGGAGAAAUAAACAAUAAAUCCCGAUGGAUGAAGGAAUAUCCUCCCAAAUCCGAUGGUUGAGUAUGAAAUCCCUCGUUUAUCCGGGCCACGUAGUUGGGUUCUCGAUGAUAGGACUUCGUAGCUGUAACUAGUUAAUGACAUCAUAAAGCGGUACUUGGGAGUAAAA